Messenger RNA from Aquila chrysaetos chrysaetos, 4440 nucleotides. It is a transcript of the gene OXSR1, whose product is annotated as oxidative stress responsive kinase 1. The transcript is spliced from 18 exons. The record is from RefSeq and is a predicted model, not a curated record. Bases 243 to 1844 code for a protein of 533 amino acids. Gene Ontology annotation, molecular function: ATP binding; protein serine/threonine kinase activity. NCBI's taxonomy places the organism in Eukaryota, Metazoa, Chordata, Aves, Accipitriformes, Accipitridae. Gene Ontology annotation, biological process: protein phosphorylation.
ACGUCAGGGCGCUCUGGGCAUGGGCAGGUGGAGGGAGCAGGCAAAGUUUGGCCGGCGGUAGCGGCGGGCGGCGGCGGAGGCGGCCGGGUCGCGGGUGCCGCUGCCGGCGGGGGCUCGGCUGGGGGUCGGGGCAGCCGGGCCGCUCGGGGCAGCGCAGCGCCUCUCCGUUCCCUCGCUUCCCUGCGUGGCGCUCCCCCUCGCGGCGCGGAGGGCGGGCGGGCGCGGCGCGGUGCGGCGCGGCCAUGGCCGAGGACCCCAGCGCGCUGCCCUGGUCCAUCAACAAGGAUGACUACGAGCUGCAGGAGGUCAUCGGGAGUGGAGCAACUGCAGUGGUGCAGGCAGCCUUCUGCACUCCAAAGAAGGAGAAGGUGGCAAUUAAACGGAUCAAUCUUGAGAAGUGUCAGACAAGCAUGGAUGAACUCCUGAAAGAAAUUCAAGCCAUGAGUCAGUGCCAUCACCCCAACAUUGUAUCUUACUACACAUCGUUCGUGGUGAAAGAUGAGCUUUGGCUGGUGAUGAAGUUACUUAGUGGAGGCUCUGUUUUGGAUAUUAUAAAGCACAUUGUGGCCAAAGGAGAACACAAGACUGGUGUCCUGGAUGAAGCCUGUAUAGCCACAAUCCUUAAGGAGGUGCUGGAGGGGCUGGACUACCUGCAUAAAAACGGACAAAUCCACAGGGAUGUGAAAGCAGGAAAUAUUCUUCUUGGAGAAGAUGGCUCAGUGCAAAUUGCAGACUUUGGUGUUAGCGCGUUUCUGGCCACUGGUGGCGACAUUACCAGAAAUAAAGUCAGGAAAACUUUUGUGGGCACACCUUGCUGGAUGGCACCAGAAGUUAUGGAACAGGUCAGAGGAUACGAUUUCAAGGCAGACAUCUGGAGCUUUGGGAUCACUGCUAUUGAACUGGCUACAGGGGCAGCUCCUUACCAUAAAUACCCGCCCAUGAAGGUUUUAAUGCUGACACUACAAAAUGAUCCUCCAUCUUUGGAAACUGGUGUGCAAGAUAAGGAGAUGCUGAAGAAGUAUGGGAAAUCAUUUAGGAAGAUGAUUUCAUCGUGCCUACAAAAAGACCCUGAAAAAAGACCGACAGCAGCAGAACUCUUAAGACACAAAUUUUUCACGAAAGCAAAGAAUAAAGAGUUUUUACAAGAGAAGAUGUUGCAGAGAGCACCAACAAUCACCGAAAGAUCCAAAAAGGUCCGGAGAGUUCCAGGUUCCAGCGGACGUCUUCAUAAGACUGAAGAUGGUGGCUGGGAAUGGAGUGAUGAUGAACUAGAUGAAGAAAGUGAGGAAGGCAGAGCAGCAAUUUCACAGCUCAGGUCUCCCAGAGUGAAAGAACCUGUACAGAAUUCUGAGCUAUUCCCAUCAGCUGAGCCUCCAGGUCCUUCACUCAAUGCUCCAGCACAGGCACCUAGUCAACUACCUCAGGCUGCAGGACAAGUACCUGCACAACCUCAAACUGCUGUACCUCCACCUAGUCAGGCUCCUCCAGCAGCCCCAGCAGCAGCCCAGGCCCCACCUGCCCCUGCUGCAGCUCCGGUACAGGAAGAUACGAAAGUCCCUAUCAGCCUUGUACUAAGGUUAAGGAAUUCAAAAAAAGAGCUCAAUGAUAUUCGAUUUGAAUUUACCCCGGGGAGAGAUACUGCUGAUGGUGUGUCUCAAGAACUCAUUUCAGCAGGUCUUGUUGAUGGCAGAGAUCUGGUAAUAGUUGCAGCUAAUUUGCAGAAAAUUGUGGAAGAGCCCCAAGCAAACAGAUCCGUCACUUUCAAACUGGCAUCUGGUGUGGAAGGCUCAGAUAUUCCUGAUGAUGGCAAACUUAUAGGAUUUGCACAGCUCAGCAUCAGCUAAACAAUGGUCCCAGGAGAUGUUUCCCAACUGAGAACCCACAUGUGCAUAUUCGUAAUGCUUCUGUUAGCCUAAAAAAAACCACUACUGCCAAAGAAUUGAACUACAGCCCCCUUCCUAGAAGCUUUAACAUUUUCCUUAAUAGGAUCACAAACCUUCCUGAAAUUACCGAUGGCGUUUACACCUUUUGUAAACAACUCUCAUGUUUUUGUAUCUGUCAUCUCAAACAUGCAGUUCCAACAUGUCAUUGCCUGCAUGUUCAUUUUAUUAUUGCCUUACUUUAAAGAAAAAUACUACUGAGUACGAAGCAGGGGGUUCCACUGCUCUGAUGAUCUUGCCUAAAUGUUUGCUUACAUGUGGUUUCAUUUUUUUUCACUUGCUAUUUUUGCACAAGUUUUAAUACUGAACGGAUCUUUUUUGUUCUUUACCUGCUUCUCCUAUCUGAAACACCAAUGUACAUGUUGUUUGGGUCACCUGGAGUGCUGAGAAAUCCGCUUCUCUUCCUCUGUGUUUUUCAAAACUGCUGGUUUGAACGCUUGCACCUGAGAAAGCAAGCCAAGUCUUAACCCACGGGAGGGAGAGCUGCCUUCCCUUAUGUUUGUGUUUUUGAGAAAUUCCUUGACUUUGAGGUGUUAGAAGUCAGCUUCCCUUUGUAAACUGCCUUAAUUUUAUUUUAUUUUAUUUUAUUUUUUACCAUUUUGGUUCUCUCCACAUGAGUGCCAGGCGUGGCAUGAGGGCUGAACCUUUUAAUUUACAUUAAGCAGUCCUUCCUCAAAACGUCUUUCAUUUCUGCAUCUUAGAUGUAGUCUGUUCUUGAAGCAGACCAAUGAGGCAUUGCUGUCUGGAAACUGGUCUUUCAGAUGAUCAACAAAAUAUUUGUGGUCAGAGGGAGAGGAGAUCUGUGUCACUGCGUUUGGAAAAGAUGCACUUCGAACUGUUCCUGAAACCCGGUCUGUUAUGCCUGGCUGCGCGAGUCCUCCUCCCGACGUGUUUCCCAGUCCUUUGCAAACUGGUACCCGUGGAACCAUCCCUGUCAUGUUUUACAGCAAUAAAGAAUCGCCAGUAGAGUGGUAGUACUGGGCAAGCGAGCACCGGGCUGUGUCCCUCCUGCACUAAUCGCUUGGGUCGUCAGCCUUCUCAUCGGUCCAAGCCUCGACGUUUGAUCAGGAUGUCACCGAAACCCUGUCACACACGUAUUUAGCUUUUAUUUCUAUGUGGUGUUGAAUUUGAGGUUCUACAUGAAUAAUAUAAAUUAUACUCUGCGUUUGAUAAGAGACACUUGUAAUGCAAUAUGUGAAUAAUAAAUGGUGUUGAUUUUUUUUUUUCCCUACUGUUUCACAGUUGGCCUUUGUAACUGCUAUUGGCUCUGGAGUGUUUUCUACACAGAAAUUGUAAGCCUGUAAUUUAACACACAGAUGGAAACGUGUUUGGUUUCCAUCAGCCACAAACAAUGCAGAAACAGAGUGUUAAAGCAGAAUGACUGGGUUCAAUUAGGACUUUUUUUUUAUUUCCAAGUCUUCAGAUGAACAAUCUGUAUUUAUAUAUUGUUCUCUAUGAGCAGCUGUGGAAGCUUCCUGAAUUGUGCAUGUUCUUUUUAUACCGCCCUUGUUGCUUUUAGCCUAUAGGUGGAUAUUGGGUAUGUCCCCAUGGGCUAUUUGCAGCCCCAUGGCUGGUGAGUGUGAAGGGGAGGGAGAGGAGAAAGAGGGUUUUGGAGCAAGAGCAUCCCAGGGUGCUGAGCAGAAGCUCUCAAGAGCCCAGGAAGUGGGUGCUGGAUACCGGGGAGUUGGUGGUGGCUGGGUUUGGCCAAGUGCGUGCAUACACGUGUGUGUGACACCUCUGGUACUUUCUCCUGUUGUCUGACACAAAGCACUCCCUGCGGUGUCCCCCAUCAAGCUUCUUGGCUUGGGAAGAGCAGGCUGGCAUCUCGAUUUUCAGGUCACCCUAUGGUCGGUAUGGAUGUCUUGGAAACCCUUAGGAUACAGAGACAAAGUAGUCUUGGUACAGUAUUAUUUUCCCUUCUGCCCGCAUGCCAUGGGGACCUCCUUGUUCAUUUGUGUACUGGUGCUGAGAAGGGUAGGACUUGAACUGCUCAAAUGGAACAAUGCAGCAUCUAUUUAUUAAGUUAUUCCCCACCUUCCCAAAGCCAGGACUUAGAGAGCUUGAGCUCAAACUAACCCAAGGCUCUGUAGUUCUUUAAUGGAGAAAAUAAGUAAGGAAGAAACUGAUGUUUUUUGUUCUAUAGAGCUCCAGAUGUUUUGGGUAGGGAUCCAAAAUAUUUACCUGGGCUAUUACAGUUCUAGACAACUGUCUUUUCUGAUGUUGUUCAGUAAGUGCCAAUGCUGUUCAUAAUUGUUUUCCAGUGUCAUUAAGAAUUUGGGUUUUGUGCAAAUUUCUGAUUUGAACCUGGAAGCAGGUAGUAAUUUUUAGUUCCUACUUCUAAGGACAAUGCUCUGUUAAUGAAAACGGAUCCUCUUCACAACUUUGGUGUAUUGUAGAUUAUAAUGAAAGAUGUAAAAUAUUCAGGCUUUUUUCCUUUUUUGGACUUUGUAUUUUACUGCAUGUCUCUAAUUUUUAAUCAAUAAAGAACAAAUUGUCCAUU